AUGAUUAAUUAGGAAACUUUAAUUACUUUUAGUUAUUUGCUUCCUGCCUCUAUUAGUGUCCUUUAUAUUCUAACCAUGGGAGCUCGCUUUUAUGAUCUUCGUUCCAAUUUAUAAGCUGAACCUCUUCCAUACAAUUAUUCAAUUAUACUUAGAAUUUCACUAUUGACUUUAGAUAUUAGUAAUAAUCCUUUUAUACUAAGAGCUGCUGAAUUCAUUGAAAUUUUAUUAGUCAUUUUCUAUUCAGAUACAAAAAAGGAUUAUAUCUCUGGAGUCUUAUUUGUAAACAUGUCAGCUAUCAUUAUACAAAUCUUUUUGAUGGUAUUUUAUUAUUAUGAUUGAUUUAGUGUUACGAAUAUAAAAAAAGAGUCCCUUUGUUUUUUGCCCAUAAAAUCUAUUGGAUCUUUAAUUGGCUACUCUUAUUGAUCUCAUUAGCUUUGCUCAUUGAUUAUGUAAAAUACCUAAACCUUAUCUAGAAAGGACAUGUUUAUGAGUACACUUUAUCAUUCUUCAGAUUAAUUGUUUAUACCUUACUCUUAGUUUUUACACUCUUUAUUAGAAAAUAGGAUUUGAGAGAAUUUGAAAAUGUAGGAUUUUGGAGAAACGAAUUUCCUGAGAUCGAUCUAUAAGAUUCACAAAAAAGACCAAGGCUUUCUACAUUGAAUGGUAUUCAUUAUCUGAUAUUAUUAGCUAACUCUGGCUCAUUAUUUUUGUAGAUUGAUGUUAAGAAGAGAUGGAAUAUUGUCAAUGAUGAUGUUCAGAUUAAAUUUGAAAUGUAAAAAAUUAUUCCAUAUUUUUUUAAAGUUAAAUUAUUGGCUUAGAUAAGUAAUUUAAACUAAAAAAAUCUGUCUCUGAAAUUUUUUAAUGGCAUUAAUAUUAUAUCAUUGAAAAUGCUGAUUAUUUUGAAUAAAAUCCUAAUGAAUUACUAUCUCUUAAUUUUUAUGUUAAAUAGAUACAAGAUAGUUAAGAUUUACAAUUAAUCAAUAGUAUCCAAAGAUACUUUAAUGCAAUUAUUAGUAAAUUAGAUUUAAUUACUAACUCUUUUAUGGAUUUUAUUGAAUUAUCAUAAUAAGAAUAAGCCUUAAUUGAAGAAAUUAAGUAAAAAAAUAAUAUUUAAAAUUAUAAUAAAUCGUCAAACUUCAUCAAAAAGGCUCAUAUAGUUAAGAAAGUAAAAUGGGAUGUAUAAUCUGAUUAUUUACCAUAUAUGUAAGUUCACAUUUCUGAACAUAAAACUAUAAAAAAUAUAAAUGAGACAUUUAUUCAAUAUACAAUUUUAGUUUAUUUUGAAAAUGAACAAUUUUGUGUUUAGAAACGUUUUAAGGAAUUUUUUGAAUUUAGUGAAUAGAUGAAGAGUUUAUUAGAAACAAAAAAUUUUCCACCAUUCCCCCUAAGAACAAUUAUCAAAUUAACUAAUGAAGAAAUAGAGGAGAGAAAAUUAGAUUUGGAAAUAUUUAUGAAAAUUCUUCUUAAUGAUAGACAAUAUCAUAUACCAUAAUUAUUUAGAUUUAUUGGAAUGUAAUAAUCAAAAGAAGAUUAAGUUAUAAAUAUGUAGCAAUAAAUUAUAAGAGAAAGUGAAUAAAUAACAAAUUUAUAGAUAAAAAAUCUUGGUUUUGAAGAAUUUUAUGGUCAGAAUGGAGAAAAGUUUCUAAGAUAUUCCUUUUAAAUAAGUUUAGGACCCUAAAAAUAUAUAAUAUGGAAAAGAUUCAGUUAAUUUGAUGAAUUACAUAAUUUGUUAAAAUAGAGGUAUAUUUAAUAUAGAUAUUAGAUAUUAAUAAUUGCCUUAAUUGCCAUAUAAAACAACUGCUUCUUUAUAAUAAAUUAGUCCAAACUUAAGAAGUUUAAACUUAUAACAAUAUUUAUAAGAUUUAAUAAAAGUUCCAACAAUAGGUGAAAAUAUUCAUGUAAGAUAAUUUUUAGAGAUGAGAAAUUAUCAAGAGAACUUUUAAACAUAAAGCUUUGAAGAAUCAUUGCCAUAAUUAGAGAAUAUUUUGUAAAAAUUAGAUAAUAAUAAUAAAGAUAUAGACUAAUUAGAUAGUAUGAGAAGCAGAUUAUGGCAAUGAUAAUUUAUAUAAUAAUAAAAACAUAUCUUAAAUUUUAAGAUUUAAUCGUAUUCCAAAAUACUUUCUCUCUCUACAUGAAUAUUAAACAGCUGAAAUUUUUAAAUCUUUUCAACUACCAAUACCUCCAGGCAAGGUCUGCAAAAGUGCAGAUGAAGCAUAUAAGGCAGCAGCUAGAAUAAUUUAAGAAGGAACUGAAAAGAAUUCAUUUACAGAUGUAGUAGUAAAAGCAUAGGUAUAUACAGGAGGAAGAGGAAAAGGAUAUUUUAAGAGAAUGGAUUUAAUAGUGUAUAUAAAAUAAUUUAUUUAGGGAAUUCAUAUAGCAUCUACUCCUGAAGAUGUGAGAGAAUAUGCAUAAAAAAAGUUAGGAAAUACAUUGAUAACUAAGCAAACAGGAAGUAUGGGAAAAAAAUGUGAGAUGGUUUAUGUUGUUGAACGUAAUUUUCUUAGAAAAGAGCUAUAUUUUCAAUACUACUAGAUAGAAAUACAGGUGGUUUAAGUAUAGUAGCUUCAGAAAAAGGAGGUAUUCACAUUG
Messenger RNA from Paramecium sonneborni, 2589 nucleotides. The record is from the annotation of a GenBank genome assembly. NCBI's taxonomy places the organism in Eukaryota, Ciliophora, Oligohymenophorea, Peniculida, Parameciidae.